This is a messenger RNA of Suncus etruscus (white-toothed pygmy shrew), 1895 nucleotides long. RefSeq names its product cyclin L2 (gene CCNL2). Lineage: Eukaryota; Metazoa; Chordata; Mammalia; Eulipotyphla; Soricidae. Gene Ontology annotation, biological process: regulation of transcription by RNA polymerase II. Gene Ontology annotation, cellular component: nucleus. The transcript has 7 exons. The coding region runs from base 212 to 1288 and encodes 358 amino acids. The record is from RefSeq and is a predicted model, not a curated record. Gene Ontology annotation, molecular function: cyclin-dependent protein serine/threonine kinase regulator activity.
AACCAGAAUUAAGAGGCUUUUCUGUGUGCUCAAGUUUCACACCAUGUUUAAGUUGGUGGCUGAGGCAAGCUCAGUGCACUGGUGGAAAGCUGUCGAAGACAAGAAAGAAUCCGCCUGUUCUUCCGCGCUUGUUGCUGCCCGGCUGCCCCACGCACUGGGCAUGUAUGUGACCAGGACACGUUGGAACCUAGCAUGAGGCUAUAGUUGCUGCAUGGACACCCGCAGAUCUGAGCUCUGCUUGCCGCAGGUUCUCGGUAAUAACUGCCUGACCCGUAUCUUCCAGAUAAUCGUUAUGUACCUUCAGGUGUUAGAGUGUGAGCGUAACCAACACCUGGUCCAGACUUCAUGGAACUACAUGAACGACAGCCUGCGCACCGACGUCUUCGUCAGGUUCCAGCCCGAGAGCAUCGCCUGCGCCUGCAUCUACCUUGCUGCUCGCACCCUGGAGAUCCCUUUGCCCAAUCGUCCCCAUUGGUUUCUUUUGUUUGGCGCAACUGAAGAAGAAAUUCAGGAAAUCUGCCUAAAAAUCCUGCAGCUUUAUACUCGGAAAAAGGUUGACCUGGCGCUCCUGGAAGGGGAAGUGGAGAAGAGAAAACACGCCAUCGAAGAGGCAAAGGCCCAAGCCAAGGGGCUGCUGCCUGCAGGCACGCAGGCUCCAGACCACGCUUCGGGCUUCUCUCCUGCCCCCAAGCCGGCGGAAUCGCCCAAAGAGGGCAAAGGGACCAAGGCUUCCCCACUCUCGGCCAAGAGCACCAAGAGGAAAGCAGAGGGUGCCAAGAAGGCCAAGGGCCACAGCCCGCCCAACGGCUUGCCCAAGAGCCACGGGAGCCGUAGUCGGAGUGGGAGCCGUGAGCAGAGCUACUCGAGGUCCCCGUCUCGGUCCGCUUCUCCUAAGAGGAGGAAAAGCGAGAGCGGCUCCACAUCGGGCGGGUCCAAGUCCCACAGCCGCUCUAGAAGCCGCAGCGACUCCCCGCCCAGGCAAGCGCACAGGGGCGCCCCUUACAAGGCCUCCAAGGUCCGGAGCUACCGCAAGGCCAAGGACUGCAAGUGCCCCCCUCAGAAGCCCCCCGCCUCCCGCAGCCGCAGCUCCUCCCGCUCCAGGAGCCACUCCCGGGAGCGCCCCGACCACCCCCACCCUGGCAAGUACAAGAAGAAAAGCCACUACUACCGGGAGCAGCGGCGGGACCGUGAGCGUUCACGCUCUUAUGAACGCACCGAGCGGACGGGCCAUCGCUACGAGCGGGAACGGGAGCGGGACCACCCCGGGCACAGCCGACACCGGAGGUGAGGCCGGUCUGAGGGGAAGCAGGGUACCGCUCGGACUGGCCUAACUUGCCGCCUGACAGUCUCUUCCUAGCCACGGCGGCCCUGUGGUGGGAGAUGGGGAUCCGAGGCUGGGCCCGUGAGAGGCAUCAGGCUGGGCCAGGACCCCUCAGCAGCUGCUGUGGAUGGCCCGUGUGGUCCCAGUAGGGGGCCUUGGUGCUAGCGACAGCCUGUCUCGCCGUUCCCGAACCCACAAUUACGUCGAACCAAGAAAAUGACUUCUAGAACCUUCUUCGCCUAUAUUAGGCUGUACUUAUAUGUACAUAUUUUGCAGUGUUUCACAAGGAGAGAGUGGCCUUAAUGGCCCCUUAGUCUCUAUUCACAUUGUAAAUAAACGUGUUUCAUACAAGUUGAAGCUAUUGAAGAAAACUCAGAACUUGAAUCUUGUCAGCUGACAACUUGUGUAGAGAAUUCUGAUUUUUCCAAUGUGAGGGUGUUUAGAUCUGUGUGGCAAAGUCGUCUAUUUUUAUCUGCGACGCUGAGUGCAGGCACCAGCUACUAAAUAGAGACAUUUCCUAUAUAUGCAUUUUAUGUGGUUAAUAAACUCUGCUCAGGACAUUUGGAAUGUUGAA